AGGAGCAGGGUCUGAGAUAAAUAAGUUUUUCCGCUUGUCGAACAGAGGGAUAAAGGUGGAACGGAGAGGGAGAAUUCUUUCGAUUUCUCAGUGGAAAACUGUUUUCCGUGUGCUGAGGGCCGGUGGCCGAGUGAUGCACGCAUAUGUCUAGGCUCGGAGGGACUCAGGUUCUGGCUACAGCACAGGUGAAGAGGACGGCCGCUGAUCACACAGCGGUGGUAAACUUCGGUGCUGUAAAACGCAGCAAGCUGUCCGCCGUUGCGGUCACGGAGAUCAACGAAAUUGAAAACAUGACGGAUACGGCUGCAGCCACGACUGAUACUCAGAAGAGGGCCAAUUUUUCGGCAUUAACCGUUGGGAAUCCAAACGGCGUCAACAAGAUUUCACCAAGUUUGGCAAGUGCGAAGCCUGGUACAGCUAGAAAGCUCGUCAUCAAAAACUUCAAAAACAAACCAAAAUUACCAGAAAAUUAUCAAGAGCAAACAUGGGAGAAAUUACAAGAAGCUGUAAUUGCAAUACAAACCAGCAAAAGUAUUCGUUAUUCAUUAGAAGAGCUUUAUCAAGCAGUUGAAAAUAUGUGUAAUCAUAAGAUGGCAUCUACGUUGUAUACAAAACUGGCUAGGUUAACAGAAGCCCAUGUGCAAGCAAAUAUAGAACAGUUUUUAGCAGAAUCAAUGGAUAGGCAUAUAUUCUUAAAAAAAAUGAAUGAGUGUUGGCAGUCACACUGCAGGCAAAUGAUUAUGAUUAGAAGUAUUUUUCUAUAUUUGGAUAGAACAUAUGUAUUACAGAAUCCAAGUAUUUUAUCCAUUUGGGAUAUGGGAUUACAUCUGUUUAGAGUAUAUAUUGUCCUAAAUAACUUAGUUCAAACCCGUACAGUAGAAGGACUACUUAUGCUCAUAGAAAAGGAACGUCAAGGUGAUACAGUGGACAGGACACUUCUUAAAUCAUUGUUAAGAAUGUUAUCAGAUCUACAAAUCUACCAAGAUGCCUUUGAAACUAAGUUUUUGGUAGCUACAGAAAGACUAUAUGCAGCUGAAGGUCAACGACUGAUGAAUGAACAUGACGUUCCUGAGUACUUAGCACAUGUGGAUAAACGACUUCAGGAGGAAAAUGAGCGUUUGUUACAUUAUUUGGAUGCAUCUACAAAAUGGUCACUAAUACACACAGUGGAAAAGCAAUUGUUGUCUGAACAUAUUAGUAGCAUUUUACAGAAAGGAUUAAGUGGUUUACUGGAUGAAAAUAGGAUUAAUGAUUUAUCUUUACUUUAUAAUUUAUAUAUAGUUAUAGAUCCAGAGAAAGAUAAAACUAUGGUUCAAGAACUUUUAGAUUUCAAGGAUAAAAUGGAUAAUAUAGUUAAUACAUGUUUUCAUAAAAAUGAGAAAUUUGCUAAUAGUUUGAAAGAAGCAUUUGAAGCUUUUAUUAAUCAACGAGCAAAUAAACCAGCUGAAUUAAUAGCAAAAUUUGUUGAUUGCAAAUUGAGGACGGGUAAUAAAGAAGCAACGGAAGAAGAAUUAGAAAGAUUAUUAGAUAAAAUUAUGGUAUUAUUCAGAUUUAUACAUGGGAAGGAUGUGUUUGAAGCAUUUUAUAAAAAAGAUUUGGCUAAACGUUUACUAGUUGGUAAGUCAGCUUCAGUUGAUGCUGAAAAAUCCAUGUUAUCUAAAUUGAAACAAGAGUGCGGUGGUGGAUUCACCAGUAAAUUAGAGGGAAUGUUUAAAGACAUGGAACUCAGCAAAGAUAUUAAUAUCGCUUUUAAACAGUAUGCAGGGAAUUUGCAAAGCGAAUUAUCUGCUAGUAAUUUGGAUUUAACUGUUUCAAUACUUACAAUGGGUUAUUGGCCAACAUAUCCUGUAAUGGAAGUAACGUUACCACCAGAAAUGGUUCAGUAUCAAGAUGUAUUCAAUAAAUUCUAUUUGGGAAAGCAUAGUGGUAGGAAAUUACAAUGGCAACCUACUUUAGGACAUUGUGUACUAAAAGCUUGGUUUAAUCAGGGCAAUAAAGAACUUCAAGUUUCAUUAUUUCAAGCAUUGGUUUUGAUUUUAUUUAAUGAUGCUGAUAAUUUAUCCCUGGAAGAUAUAAAGGCAGCAACAAAUAUAGAAGAUGGUGAACUUCGAAGAACCUUACAAUCUUUAGCUUGUGGAAAAGCUAGGGUGUUACAGAAAAAUCCAAGAGGAAGAGAUGUUGCAGAUAAUGAUAGAUUUGUGUUUAAUGCAGACUUCACAAACAAAUUGUUUAGAAUUAAAAUAAAUCAAAUUCAAAUGAAAGAAACGAAUGAAGAACAAAAAGCUACAGAGGAAAGAGUCUACCAAGAUAGACAGUAUCAAAUAGAUGCAGCUAUUGUUAGAAUCAUGAAAAUGAGGAAAACACUCACGCACAAUUUGUUGAUCAGUGAACUAUACAAUCAACUAAAGUUUCCUGUAAAACCUGCUGACUUGAAAAAGCGAAUUGAAUCUCUCAUAGAUAGGGAUUACAUGGAACGAGAUAAAGAUAAUGCAAAUGAGUACAAUUAUGUUGCAUAACCUGAACCAAAUGCCAAAGUCAUUUCAGACUGGGUGGUCACUAUGUUUCGUAGCAAAAGAGUUUGGUGUUUGCCUAUUGUGAAUGUGACAUGUUGAACAAGAAAAAACGAGGAACAUAAAACUGAUUGAAU
Messenger RNA from Habropoda laboriosa, 2647 nucleotides. RefSeq names its product cullin-4B-like (gene Cul4). Gene Ontology annotation, cellular component: Cul4-RING E3 ubiquitin ligase complex. Gene Ontology annotation, molecular function: ubiquitin protein ligase binding. NCBI's taxonomy places the organism in Eukaryota, Metazoa, Arthropoda, Insecta, Hymenoptera, Apidae. The record is from RefSeq and is a predicted model, not a curated record. Gene Ontology annotation, biological process: DNA damage response; ubiquitin-dependent protein catabolic process; protein ubiquitination.